AGAUUUCAGUGGACUCCGAAAUUGUAGUUGAUAUCAUUACUAUACUUGAUUAAAUGAGUAAACUAGCCUACUUGAUUACUUGAGUAGCCUAAACUAUGUGAGGCUGUAACAUUUAAAUCGUUAUAUAUUUAUUUAUUUUUUUAUUUAAAACGUAACGUUUGAUAAUGGCUUUAUCUCAGAUUCAAUGUAUGGACAAUGAACAUAUUAAUCCGCGAAUUACUGAAUCAAAACCUGAGUUUCUCUACAGCGAAGAGCAACGAAUUGCGUUGGAGACACUUUUCCAGGAUGGACCAGCAGCAUACGCGGCAUAUCUUAAAGCGCAAGACAUGCGGGGGUUUUUAUCAGACCAUGAACUGGAAUAUCUGACUACAACCGUGACGGUAUACAACCCUGGUGGUAUUACAGGCCAUACACAAAUUAAUGAAGCGGGAGAGGACUCCAACGUGCCCUCGGAGUACUGGCCUGAUCGUUCUGACCAUUCCCUUUGCGAGCUGGAAUUGGGCUGGCCAGACGUCACAGCCUACCGAGGAGUCACCCGUGCUACUGUUUAUGCACAUCCACCAAUGGAUGGACAGCCGCACAUUAAAGAAGUAAUUAGAAAGACGAUUACGCAAGCCCAAAAGGUCAUAGGAAUUGUCAUGGACCUAUUCACAGAUGUGGACAUAUUCAAGGAUCUCCUGGAUAUGAGCUACAGGCGGAGGGUGGCUGUGUACAUCCUCCUAGACGCCACAGGAGUCCCCCACUUCCUUCAAAUGUGCCAGAGAGCAGGCAUGCAUAAGGGACACCUCAAGAAUUUACGGGUCACCUGCACGCGAGGCACAGAGUUCUACACUCGCUCUUCAAAGAAAGUUUGCGGCGUUGUAAGUCAGAAGUUCAUGUUUGUCGAUGGAGACAAGUCAGUGUCCGGCUCCUACAGCUACACAUGGACUGCAUCCAGACUGGACCGAAGCGUCGUCACAAUGCUCACAGGUCAGGCUGUGGAGACCUUCGACAGGCUGUUCAGGGAUCUGUAUUUCACCUCCGGAGCUGUGAACCUUUCCAGCGUUAAACUGGAUGAGGAGCCCGAAGUCGAACCUCUCCAACAGUCUAUCCAAAAUCCGCAAGUCGCUGCUGCGUUGGCCCGCAAGAUGUACAGCGCAAAAUACGCCUUGGUGUCCAAUUCCUCUCUAAAGAGCACUGGGACUUACUCAGGCAGGAACAGCUCGGGAAAUGCGAAACAACUGCCGAAAUAUUUCCGACAGCCCAGACUGCUGGAGGAGCCGAGGAUCCACCCCGGGUUGGUGGACAUGCAGCGGGCCAACAUGAUGAACUACCUACCAACCUGGCCCGAGCCAGAUCCACCGAGCGACGUCAUCGGCAUCAUCAACAUCCGCGACUCCAGCAAGCCUUUCCAAGCUCACCUGAUGCGCUCCGAGCUCUUUGAGACGUCGCAGGCGAUCCGAUUCAAGGAGCCAUUCCACAUGCCCGAGGAGCCUUUGCCUGAGAAGGCCACCCCUCGAUCGCGCCUUGAACUGGCGGACCUUCUCUCAUCCGUGCAGCCACUGAAGACCAAGGGUGAGGGGCUACGGAUUGCUGAUCUAAUAGCGCAAGCACCACUUAGGCCACAGCAUGAUCAGGACAGUGUAUUAACUCCACCAAUAGGAAACCCGAGAAUGGUUCCUCUGAAUGUCAUUAAUGAGUGUGAGAGUGACACGGCUGGGGUUAAUGGGGAUAAAGAACCACAGGGUCCUAAGGAUCUCCACUCAGCUCCUGGCUGUGGCGCCAAGCCUGAACAGCCCCGUUCCACUGCUUCUAACAAACCCAACAGAGGAACUGAAGGCCCAGACAGUGACACUGAGAAAACCAGAGCCAUGGACACUGGCAUUGACAGGACUGACAGCAAAUCCAAUGUUAAUGACUCUCGAGCACAGUCGGCUAAAAACUCCUCAAUGUCUGAUAAACAUGUUCAGUGUAAUGGCAAUGUGCCUGUUAAAUCUAAGUCAUCUGUACAUGUAAAUGGGCCGCAUACACAUUCAGAGAAUGCACACAUUAGAAACGGCAAUCAACAGACUGACAAGAAGCACACUCAGAGCAGCAAUACUGCUAAAGAAACAACCAUUCUGUCCAUGACGAUUGGUGACACAAACACUAAGUCCAAACAGCACAAAUGUGAGAACAACAAUCUUAACGGUAUCAACAAUCACCAAAACGGUAUGAAGGAGCCAAUUUUGUCUCAGCCUCCUAUAUCUGGACAGAACGAGAAUAGCACACAGAAGACAGAACUUCAGAACAAUCAUCUCUGGCCAGAAGAUACAAGCCAGACUGGAACACACUUAAAUCCGAAGAUAGGCCAAAAGCAAGACAUGGUGGAAAGACAUGUCAAUCAUUUGAAGGCAGAGAGGAAUGGGACUGCAUCUGUAGUCUCACAAAAUGAAUACGAUGAAAAUUCACUCAGGGCAAAAGAGAAAGCUAGCCAGCAAACACUGCAGGAGAGAAACAGUAAAUUGGAGGUAAUGCAGCAGGACUUAGGCAGUCAGUGCGAAAAGGCAGGAUCGCAACUCAACUCCUCCGAGCUGAAAGAGAGGAAAGAGGAGACUGAACUGACGAGCAACAACAAACGACACGCUUUGUCAGCCAAGGAAGGGAAAAACACUUGUCAAGAUACACAGUUGGUACCAGAGGAAGUGUUAUUUAUAUCAGAGGAGGAUGAUGAGCAGAAAGAAAUGAGUCUUGCUGUGCAAAACAAGCCUCGUGGACUAGAGAAAAAGAAAGAGCAGGCAGCAGUGCCAGAUGUGUGGCAAAAACGUUCCGAUUCAUCUCCGAAGAGCAAGCGUGAUCAAGCAAUGAAAACGGAAGGCAAGCACAGUGGACAGUCAAAUGGAAAGGUGGAGUCCACAACAACAACGAUGGCAACGGCAACAACAAGGAGCAACACUGCAAAGCAGGUGGACAGGAAGGGUCACCAGCAGCUGUCCCAUGGAAUAACCACGUGCAACCUUGCAGCCUCAAAGGUGAGACAUGAAGCAGGCAGACAGCUGAGAGAGAAGGUGGAGAAAUCCCAUUACACAUCAACACCAGAUAUCGCCAGACAGCUCAAAGCCGAGAGCAGGUCUGGAGCAUGCCUGCAAGUAUCCAGGAAAGAGGGAUGCCAGACGCCAGCACCUCGCGAUAAACCAGGGCAGGAAAGAGAUAGGGAUCUCCAGGAGAGGAAUGCACAGGGACAGGCCAGACCCAAGACGGAGAGCGAUGGAAAGAAGCUGUACAGAGCCUCACCCAAUCCAGGUUCCAGAACGCCGCUUGCCAGCCGGACGGAGGGGCCUGCCAAAAGUCCUGCUGUCAAACCCGACUCCACCCCUGCCACUGCCAUGACAACUACGCCCGUGAAAAGUUCCUCAAAGUACUUCCAGGGAAAAGUGUUCAGCUCAACCAAGACCAGUGCAACAAGUGCCCUGCCUCCCGACCAAGUAGCCAGUACUUCGACUGCUUCGCUUGACAGACCUGAACUCGUAUGCCAGGUGGCCGGUCAGGCCAACUCCCCCGUGGGUCAGUACACGUCUGCCUUAGAUAAAUUGAAGCACAGUAAUUCCACCUCCAAAUCUCCCCUUUUGCUCCAAAGACUGUUACCACUGAGGAGCUUGAAAGAGAGAAUGACUAGAACACCAAGUCAGAAGAAGUUGACUACGGUGGGGGUAAAAGAUGCAGUUUGAAGGGGUGACUGACUGUUGACUGUCUCACUGUUGAGACUCCAUAAUCAGAUAUGGUGUUUGUGCAAUGUUUUUACCAAAAUGUAAAAUUAUGUUUGUUUAUUUUGAAGGGAAAAUAAGGAAAUGAAAAUGGUUUGAUUUGUGCAUGCCCUUAAUGAUUUUACCUAGCAGGUGGAGGGACCCUGCAGUUUAUUUCAUCAUUUGAUUUUAUAUCAUAAAUGAAAAGAAAAGGACACAAUCUUUUCACAUAUCUCUGAGAGAGGAGACACUCCAGUAUCUUACAGACUCUCUAUAUGCAAAUUAAGGGUGUUGCAAUGCUUAAGCUUAGUUGAACGUAAGUAAACAUGAUGAUUAAAUUACCAUACCCAAAAUAACACUUCAUCCCAAGUUUGGAGUGGUGGUUUGAUACAUAUGCAGUUACAGGACCAUCUCUUAUAUUCUAUUUUCAUGCUUUUCUUUUUUUAUAUUGAGCCUUAAAAACAAGUAUUGGUGUAGUUUUGAAGAAACAUUUCAAUUGUGGAUCACUGUGGGUUGUGGGAAUCUGGAAAGACAUGCCGCCGGUGAAGAAGAUGGCUCAUCAUCCCUCUUUGCGGUGCUUAACCUUUAAUAAAGAAACAGGCAGAGCCUGAUAUGUCACCUUCUAAUCUCAGGGUUCACUGAGUAAACACUAUUUCUCACAGUGAACAUCUGUCAGAAUGUCAGCUGUGCUGCAGUCAGCAUGUUCAGAGAUGGUGGAAAACCACCGUCUAACCUGGUGACUCAUUUUUAUCUGAUGUUUAUACCUAGAAGAAUUUUGUAUAUUUCCAAUCCAAUGUGGACUUUUUACAUGUAUUCAUUUAGCGGAGGCUUCUACCGAAAGCGAUUUUACAUUAUGUCAAUUAUAUUACAAGGGCCACUGUCCCCAGAGCAACUUGGGAUUAAGUGCCUCGCUCAAGGGCACAAUGGUGGAAGCUGGGAAUUGAACCCAUAACUUUUCUGGCCCUUGCAUGCAAGCCCAGCUCCUUAGCCACUAUGCUAUCACCGCUCCCAUCUUUUGGUUCUGGAAGCAGCUCUUCAUGCUAGCCAAAAAAAGUUUUGAUUACCAUUGGGUUUAAACGGCUUUGUGGAUUGCAGUUUUAGGCUUUUAACACCGCCAUUGACGCACAUUAGCAAAGCAAGAAAAAGCAAACAGCCGCCAUACUUCAAGAGGCAUGCAGAUUUAAUGGAGGCCCUGAGGGUUUGAGACUCAUUAAACGUGAUCUUGGUGCACAUGUCAAAUGAGAACUGGAUGGCUUCUUACAUGUGUGAUCGGCAAUGACUUUACUGCCAAGCAAAACAGUAGAGCUGCUUUGUUUGUAAAGCGAUUACCUAUCUGUUGCACUAGGCAAAUUCUGCAUUGUGGUUGGGCUUGUUGAGACGAUGCAGUAAAAAUACUGACUCAGUUUAUCAAAAUUAACUCAAGGCCUUUGUACCUAUAUUGUGGUUGUCACAUUAUCAUCUCACUAGACAGUGACUGUUUUGUGUGUGUUUGUAUAUAGAAAUAUUGUAUAGUGUUUUUUAAAGGUGUUGAAAUUCUUACUGAAAGACAGAAGUAAACAAUUAAACUGAUCAAACAUGUGUGAGACAAGU
Alosa alosa (allis shad) is the source of this 5291-nucleotide messenger RNA. It is a transcript of the gene sack1ga, whose product is annotated as family with sequence similarity 83 member Ga. Bases 165 to 3686 code for a protein of 1173 amino acids. The transcript has 6 exons. NCBI's taxonomy places the organism in Eukaryota, Metazoa, Chordata, Actinopteri, Clupeiformes, Clupeidae. The record is from RefSeq and is a predicted model, not a curated record.